CAGCAGCAUAGCUAUGGUUUAUGCCCAGUCAUCAAACACGGUUGGCGUCAAUCCCUCCCUAUACUCUCCAUCUUUCACGUAUCAGAUGUCAUUUAACUACUCCAAGAGGGAAAACUCAACUGUCCUGGAAGCCUUACCCACAACCCCCGUGAGCAGCCUCGAGGGCUCGUCCUCCGGCCAGCCAAACCGGACCUUCACCUCCUAUGAGCUGACUUCAGGCGAGGUCGCCAUCCUGGGCUUGGUGUUUGGGGUUCUCUGGCUGGUCUCCAUCCUGGGAAAUGCCCUCGUCUGCCUGGUCAUCCACCGGAGCCGACGGACUCAAUCCACCACCAACUACUUUGUGGUGUCUAUGGCCUGUGCAGACCUGCUUAUGAGCCUGGGUUGCGCCCCCUUCGUCCUCCUGCAGGUCGCCUCAGGACGAUGGCCGCUGAGUGCUGCUGCCUGCAAAGCUAUACGCUACCUGCAGCACCUGUGCCCGGGUGUGCAGGUGUGCGUUCUGCUUUCCAUCUCUGUAGACCGCUUCUACACGAUUGUCUACCCCCUCAGCUUCAAGGUGUCCAGGGAGAAAGCAAAGAAGAUGAUCCUGGCCUCAUGGCUGUUUGAUGCAACCUUCCUCUUGCCCUGCCUCUUCUUCUACGGGUCCACAUCUACAGACAGCAGUCAUUGUGACUUUUUCCUUCCGGACAACUGGGGCAGUAUAGCCUACGCUGCCGUUCACCUGCUGUUUGGUUUUCUGGUCCCAGUAGCGUUGGUUGUGUUGUUCUACCAGCGGGUGGUCCGCUACAUCUGGAGGAUCAGCGCUGAUGGCCACACGGUGCGCCGGACAAUGAACAUCGUCCCACGGACUAAAGUCAAGACCAUCAAGAUGUUCCUCAUGCUAAAUUCAGUUUUCUUUCUCACCUGGACGCCCUUCUACGUCGCUCAGCUGUGGCACCCGAGGGAGUCCGAUGGACCCAGCAGGCAGGGGCUCCUGUUCUUCACAGCCAUCGCCUGGAUCUCCUUCAGCUCCACAGCAUCCAAACCAACCCUGUACUCGGUCUACAAUGCAAACUUCAGGAGGGGCAUGCGGGAGACCUUCUGUAUGUCGUCCAUGAAAUGCUACCGCAGUAAUGCGUACACCAUCACAGCGAGCUCUCGGAUGGCCAAAAAGAACUACGUUGGGGUGGUGGACAUCCCAGUGCAAGCAAAAAUGGUCACCAAGGACUCGGUUUAUGAUAAAUUUGACCGAGAGGCGAAGGAAAAGAAGGUAGCCUGGCUCACGAAUGCCAAUCCGCCAAACACCUUUGUGUAAAUGACCUUGGACGAUUUUGAAAUUGUGAACAUACGAAAAUAGACCUGUGUGAAACUUUAUUCAUCAUCAGCACGUCAGUGUUGGCAGGUGAGCUAGCUGGAGGCUUACAGGCUAGCCCUGUAUUCAACCAACAGAAGCAGAAUGUGUUCAGUUUGCAUAAAGGGCUUUUUUUUCUGAUGUAACAAGCCUUCUGGCGGCCAUAUUGGAGGUUCUCAACAGCUGUGAACAGCUAGCCGGUUUUUAUACUAUAGAUUUAAUCAUAGUUUAUUUCUGUGCCGUGUUUUGAUGGAUUGUUUAGCCAUUGAUGCGUCAGAUUUUGUCUUUCGAUAAUGUCAGCUUGUUAGCUAGCUAACCAUAGUCUGUGGCCAUCUGUCAGUGACCUGUUGUGUCUGAUUUGCUGCAGUAAUGCAUGGGGUAGAAGCUAACGUUAGUAGCCGUUUGUUAACAUUGACAUCAUUUGCUUUGCUGAAUUAAGAGUAAUGGUGAGCUAACAAAGCCCUAAAUGUCCAGUCUGUUCAGGUUAACUGUGCGGACUCGUCUCAAAGUAAAACUCACAACAAAGAGUAAAGAUUAUAGAGCUGCUAAGUGGGAGGAGGAACAGGAGUUUUCAGAGCAGCUGGAUCAGUUUUGUAUGUAGUUACAUUUGGUAACUACAUACAGUAGGGUCUGAAAGACCACCUUCCCGCUCAGAGUGGUCUCAGACUUUUGGACCCCUGUAUAUGGCUUCAAAAUGGCUUCAAAUUCUCACUCUCAGUAUUUCCACAUGGCAAGUACAGUGUGGUUGGAAAAGAUCUUGGUAAGGGUAAAUUACUUGGACGUGAACCCCGGUCUCCUGCAUUAAAUUCGGAUUUUUUCCAAAUCCCGACCUCCACCCCCUUAGUUUUCACCUUUCCACAUAAAGGACACAUAACACUCUCCAUCAGUCGUGAGGUGCUCAAUCCUCCGAUAUGGACAUAAUCCCUUGGGAUAUGGGCUGGAGGCUAAGUUAAAGUAAUUUAAACUGAUUGCCAUAACAUACAGCUUAUAGUAUGGCUCAAUUAUCCAGAAGAGUCCUGUGUUUCUACCUUGACAAACACAGAGAUCGUUAAAGAAAUGGGAGUUUGGAGUAAAGGAUAACGCUUCUAAAACCAGUGGCUCAUCCCACUUGGUAAGUUUACAGCAAGCCCAAGUCCUGCCCUGCUUCAAGACCAGCUUCUUAGCUGCUAGUUGCUACAGUUAAAAAUACCCGCUCAUUAUAUUUGAGUUUUUAAGACAAAACUAUGUGUCGUAAAUAUUAAUUUAACUGACGUUUAUACUACACGUUGCCUGAAGUUCAGCUGCAGUGGAAAUUCCUUAGUUUUUUUGAUCAACAAAUAAAACCUCACCGACUCAGCACAAACAUCUUUCUACCUGACGUCCAAAGACCAGACCUGGAAAAUAAAGAGGACCAUCCUCUAUCUACUCAACGAUUUCCCCCCGUCUUUCUAAGAAACGCUGACGUAUACUGACGUCUGUUUAUGAACUCUUAAGAUUCUUCUUAACUCGAAUGUAAUGAGCAGCUACUUCAUUAACUGUAGCAACACUUUCUACAUUUCCCCAAUAAUUAAUAACUGUUUGCAUUGGCCUUUCUUGGAAAAAUCCUUGUGAUUUACAGCCAAACACAAGAGGAUCUUUAGGAAAUUAUGAGAUGUCCCGAGACAGCCACUGUACAUGGACUGGUUGACCUAGGUAACAUUUUCCUGUGACCGAGUUUACGUCUUCAUCCAACGGAUGAUAAAGAGCUAAGAUGAGAGCAGUUAUGUUCUUCAUCCCUCUGUCUGUUUUGUAUUUUGGUUUGUAAUGAACAUAUAGCCCAGUGUGGCUGCAACGAUUAUUCGAUUAAUCGAAUAGCUGAUGGACAGAAAAUCCAUCGGCAGCUGUUUUGAUAUUCGAUUAAACGUUUCUGUCAUUUAAAUUCACUGGUCUCAGCUGCUCAGAUGUGGAAGUGUGUUGCUUUUUUGUGUCUUCAUGGUGCAGAAAACCUGGGUUCUGGACUGUGAGUCAGACAAAACAAAGCAUCUGGUGACAUUACCUUGGUCUUCAGCGAGCUGCGACCAAACAACUAAUCGAUUAAUCAAGAAAGUAAUCAGCAGAUCGAUCGAUAAUAAAAAAAUGAUCAUUAGUUACUGCCUUGAAUUUGAUGCUGGACGAGUUUGUAGAGUUUUCCAGACUUUAAGUUAAAGCGACUCUGUCCAGAAGCUGCUGCUGCUGCACCAGAGUCUGUUCAGGUCGAGGCAGAUUCACCUGUCCAAAGAGGCUCCUUACCUGCUCAGUUCUGACGCUUUACCUGCUUGUAAAAAAACACAUCGACAUUGUGUGAUGAAACACCUGUGAAACGUCUUUGAAGCUUUCUGUAACCUGUCAGAUAUACUGUGAUUUAAAAGGUCCAUGCUUUAUACUUAAAUUCUGUUUAAACACAAGACGCACACGUGGUUCUAAUGUUUUGAAGUUUGUCUAGACAAUGUGCUACUGUAUGUACAAAUAAAUUAUUCUUUUAUCAUUUCAAAUAUACUUAGUAAAAUCAGCAAAAAGCAAAGACAUAAAUGGCCUCAAUGUGUUUCCUGUGUUCAUCCACAUGGUUGUAGACGGCGCGUCCCGACAGACCCGGUAGCUUCGCUGUGGUUUAGCGUUGAAUGGCUCAAAGUCACGUGUCCACUUCAACCUGCUGUUGUGUCCUGUAGAAAUCACCUGAACGCCCUCAGAGGUCACUGUAUCUGAGGUUUAACUUAAACAAACCACACACCUGGUACAAGUGAGGUUUAGGGUCAUAAAGCUCAGAUCGUAACAUUUUCAGUUUCUAGGAUCUUUCAUCAAACUGUUGUGUAAAUACAUGA
Messenger RNA from Xiphias gladius (swordfish), 4143 nucleotides. It is a transcript of the gene gpr19, whose product is annotated as G protein-coupled receptor 19. Gene Ontology annotation, cellular component: plasma membrane. Gene Ontology annotation, biological process: G protein-coupled receptor signaling pathway. Gene Ontology annotation, molecular function: neuropeptide receptor activity. Lineage: Eukaryota; Metazoa; Chordata; Actinopteri; Istiophoriformes; Xiphiidae. The record is from RefSeq and is a predicted model, not a curated record. The transcript has a single exon. Bases 14 to 1291 code for a protein of 425 amino acids.